AAUUCUAUCAUCUAAAUAGCAUUUUUCUUUUUCUCCUAUAUAUAAUUUAUAUAUAUAUAGAGAUAGCUAGAUAUAGAUAUAUAGAUAUCUUACCACAAAUAAACUAGACAGACCCCAAAACUCAAAACAAAACUUUUACCCCCAAAAACAUUUCCUUAUUAUUAUAUAUAAGAAACAUGUUGAAGCCUCCUCAUCAAGUAGUUCAAAAUUUGAAAUGUGAGAAAACCCUAGUUAUUUUGAACAAGCCAUUCAUCCAUGGCUACAACGGGGCUAUUAUCGGUAUCAACUCUCGGCUAUUUCCAGUAAAACCUAAAACCAAAAGACGAGUCGCUUCAUCAUCAUCAUCAUCAUCUCCCGGAACCAAAAACAUUAUCAAAGCUUCUUUAUUUUCUCCAAUGGAGAAGAAGAAUACAGCUAGGGUUUCGGUUAGUGUGGCGGUACAACGUGUGACUCCAAAGUUUUGGAGAUUUGAAUUGUCUGAGAAAAUCCAAGAUGGACGUGAUAGGCUUGAGGAUCUUCUAGGGCUAAACUCUUUAAGUAUUGAGCUUGUUAGUACUCAAAAAGAUCCAGUAACGGGGAAAGAACGAACGGUUAAAGGUUUUCCAAAAAGACCCGACUUUAACAUAUUUUCAUCAGAUGAUGUAAAAUACGAAGCGAAAUUUGACAUACCAAAAGAUUUUGGAGAAGUGGGUGCUAUAAUCGUCGAAAAUGAUUUCGAAAGAGAAAUAUUUUUAAAGAAUAUUAUACUCGAAGACUUGCCCUCCGAACCAAGCACCCUUGAAUUCUCUUGCAACUCGUGGGUUCAGUCCAAACAUGAUGUCCCUACUGAUCAACACAAGAGAGUCUUCUUCUCUAAUAAGUGUUACCUACCAUCACAAACACCAAGUGGGAUAAAAGAAUUGAGAAAAAUUGCAUUGGAAAACUUGAGAGGAGAUGGAAAAGGAGAGAGGAAGAAGAAUGAAAGAGUUUAUGAUUAUGAUGUGUAUAAUGAUCUCGGACAACCGGACAACAAUGAUGACCUAAAAAGACCUGUUCUUGGCGGAUCAAAAGAAUUCCCUUAUCCUAGGCGUUGUAGAACCGGACGGCCUCCAACUGAAACUGAUCCAUUAUCUGAGUCAAGGAUUAGUGAUUUUUAUGUACCAAGAGAUGAAGAAUUUGCAGAAGUGAAGCAAAGUAAUUUUAGUUUGAAGACUGUAUACUCAGUAAUACAUGCAGUGAUUCCCAUACUCAGACAAGUCUUAAUUGAUGAAAAUUUCCCAUACUUCACUGCCAUUGAUGUUCUCUAUGAUGAAGGCAUUAAAAUUCCUUCUAAUGCUGAAAAAAGCUUAAUUCAAACCAUCAAAAAUGUCAAUGCAAGAAUAUACAAAACUGUUUCUGAUGCUGAUGAUUUUUUACAGUUUCAGCAGCCUCCAACCAUGGACAAGGACAAAUUCUUCUGGUUUAGAGAUGAAGAGUUUUGUAGACAAACUAUUGCCGGUCUCAACCCUUGCUGCAUUGAAUUGGUUAAGGAGUGGCCUUUGAAAAGUGAACUUGACCCCACAAUCUAUGGCCCACCAGAGUCAAAAAUCACCACAGAAUUGGUUGAGAAAUUCAUCAAAGUAUAUGGCUACAAUAAUAUUAAUGAGGCUUUAAAAGAAAAAAGAUUGUUCAUGUUGGAUUACCAUGAUGUAUUAUUACCAUAUGUUAGCAAAGUAAGGGAAUUGGAAAAUAAAACCUUGUAUGGAUCAAGAACACUUUUUUUCUUGACUCCUUAUGGUACAUUGUUGCCUUUGGCCAUUGAAUUGACUCGGCCACCAAUGGAUGGUAAGCCGCAAUGGAAGGAAGUUUACACCCCGAUGAAUUGGCAUUCUACCGAUCUUUGGCUUUGGAGACUCGCGAAAGCUCAUGUCCUUGCUCAUGAUUCCGGUGUUCAUCAACUCGUUAGUCACUGGCUAAGAACACAUUGUGCAGUUGAGCCGUACAUAAUUGCAACAAAUAGACAAUUGAGUGCAAUGCAUCCUAUCCAUAGAUUAUUGAAGCCACAUUUUAGAUACACAAUGGAGAUUAAUGCUCUUGCUCGAGAAAGUUUGAUCAAUGCAGGUGGUAUCAUCGAAACAGCAUUUGCACCCGGAAAAUAUUCUAUGGAGUUAAGCUCCGUCAUGUACGACAAACAAUGGCGAUUCGAUCUACAAGCAUUGCCAGCUGACCUAAUUCAUAGACGAAUGGCUGUUGAGGACAAGGAUAGUGAGCAUGGUGUAAGAGUAAUAAUUGAAGAUUACCCAUACGCCAACGACGGUCUUCUCAUAUGGAGCUCCAUCAAACAAUGGGUUACUGACUACGUCAACCACUACUACCCUAUCUCAAGUGAGGUAGAGCGUGAUGAAGAAUUACAAGCAUGGUGGACAGAGAUCAGAACUGUAGGUCACGCUGACAAGAAAGACGCACCUGGGUGGCCUGACUUAAAAACGAAACAAGACCUCAUAGACAUUGUCACAAACAUGGCAUGGACAGCGUCAGCUCACCAUGCAGCUGUCAACUUUGGACAAUAUGCUUACGCUGGCUAUUUCCCUAACCGACCAACCAUAACAAGAACUGUUAUGCCGUCAGAAGAGAAGGAGUAUAACCUAGAUGCGUGGAAACACUUCAAAAAUAGUCCUGAAGAUGCCCUUUUGAAGUGCUUACCUACGCAAUUACAGGCAGGCCUAGUUGUGGCCGUGUUAGACGUGUUGUCUACUCACUCGCCAGACGAAGAGUAUCUUGGAGACAAGAUGGAACCCUCGUGGGGCUCGAAUCUUGUUAUAGCGGAAGCUUUUAAUCGGUUCAAUAAGAGGAUGAACGAGAUUGAAAGUAUCAUUAAUGAAAAGAAUGAUAAUGAGAAUUUAAGGAAUAGACAUGGAGCUGGAAUUUUGUCUUAUGAACUUCUCAAGCCCUUUUCUGAGCCUGGCGUCACUAACAAGGGUAUUCCAUAUAGCAUAUCUAUUUGAAAUAAAUUUUAAACAUUCAUGUAUUAUGUUUUUGUAUUUGUAUUAUUGCUCUAGAAUAAUAUAACCCUAAUAUUAUUUUGUAUACUAA
Messenger RNA from Cannabis sativa, 3051 nucleotides. Its product is annotated as linoleate 13S-lipoxygenase 2-1, chloroplastic. Gene Ontology annotation, biological process: lipid oxidation. The record is from RefSeq and is a predicted model, not a curated record. The coding region runs from base 177 to 2963 and encodes 928 amino acids. Gene Ontology annotation, molecular function: oxidoreductase activity, acting on single donors with incorporation of molecular oxygen, incorporation of two atoms of oxygen; protein binding; metal ion binding. NCBI's taxonomy places the organism in Eukaryota, Viridiplantae, Streptophyta, Magnoliopsida, Rosales, Cannabaceae. The transcript is spliced from 9 exons.